UCAUUGCAGUGAUAGAAACGAAGGAUUAUGAUUAGUUCGUUUUUUUAUGUCAUACAUUAUGAAUUAUGCAGAAAGGUGUACUCCGCUUUUACAAUGAACUUGCAACCAACAACUGUCAUAUGGUAAUUAAUAUAAUUGUUAUCUAAUUAUUUUUUUAGAUUAUAUCUAUUCGUAAAUACAUAUUGCGAUGGCUUAUAAGAAUUUUUGUAUAAAUAUCGUGAAAGAAAGUCGAAGACUGAACAGAUGUCUAAAAGCUGUUGUGGUUAAACGCGAUUAUUCAAAAACAGCAAACACCUACCCGGAAAAUGAAGAGAGAUUUACGCAUUUCGGUUUCCAAGCGAUUAAGGAAAGUGAAAAAGUGAAAGAAGUGCACACUAUAUUUGAAAAUGUUGCCAAUUCUUAUGACUUGAUGAAUGAUGCAAUGAGUAUUGGUAUUCAUCGCAUUUGGAAAGAUAUUUUUAUACAAGAAUUAGGACCUACUCAUGGUACCCAACUUUUGGAUUGUGCUGGUGGUACAGGAGACAUUACAUUUCGGUAUAUAAAUUUUCUAAGGAAUACAGCAAAUCCACAGAAUAUAUGUAGUCACGUAACUGUAUGUGAUAUAAAUGAACAUAUGCUAGAGGUUGGAAAAAAACGGGCAAGUAGGCUAUGUUUAUCACAGGACAGUAAUUGCAGUAUUACAUGGAAACAAGAAGAUGCAGAAAAACUGUCCUUUCAAGAUGAUUCUUUCACUGCUUAUACCAUAGCAUUUGGAAUAAGAAAUGUAACACAUAUUGAUAAGGUGUUGUCUGAGGCAUAUCGAGUAUUACAGCCAGGAGGAAGAUUUUUAUGCUUAGAAUUUAGUCAUGUAAACAAUAAAUCUUUACAAUGGUUGUAUGAUCAAUAUUCUUUUCAAAUAAUACCUGUAAUGGGACAACUGAUCGCAGGACAGUGGAAAGCUUAUCAAUAUCUUGUGGAAAGUAUAAGAAGAUUCCCAAAUCAAGAAAACUUCAAGGAAAUGAUUGAGUCUGCAGGAUUUAGAAAUGUGACAUAUAAAAAUCUUACAUUUGGUAUAGUCGCUAUUCAUUCUGGAUUUAAAUUAUAAGGUUAUUUGGAAUAAAGAAAUGAUAAUUUUGGAGCGGUAUGGAAAUUUAAGAUUAUAAUGUGAUAUUAUCACAAAUUAUGCCAAUUGCGUUAUAGCAGUUAUAGCAGUUAUAGCAAUAAAUAAAAUACAAAUAAAAUAUAUAAAGAAAUAU
This is a messenger RNA of Pogonomyrmex barbatus (red harvester ant), 1235 nucleotides long. RefSeq names its product ubiquinone biosynthesis protein COQ3, mitochondrial (gene Coq5). Gene Ontology annotation, molecular function: 2-methoxy-6-polyprenyl-1,4-benzoquinol methyltransferase activity. NCBI's taxonomy places the organism in Eukaryota, Metazoa, Arthropoda, Insecta, Hymenoptera, Formicidae. The record is from RefSeq and is a predicted model, not a curated record. Gene Ontology annotation, biological process: ubiquinone biosynthetic process.